GCCCAGGAAGGAUUCCCAAGAGGUCCUCCAUUUGGAGCAAGACUAAGAAGCAAGGCCCUACAUUUAUGUGAUUUUUUUGAACUUUGAUUUGGGGGUGUCCUCUCUUCUCCUCUUUUAGGAUUGCUUCCUACAUUUCCACCUUUCCAGGAAGAAUUUCCAAAAUUCUAAAAAUUCAUGACUAAGAAACACAGAUUUUAUUUAUGUUGAUGUUUUGGGAUUUCCCCCCCUCUUUGGUUGUGUCCUCUCUUCUCCUUUUCCAGGACUGUGUCCUCCAUUUCCACCUUUCUGCUUAGGAGCGAUUUCCCAAGAGGUCCUGCAUUCGGAGCAUCACAAAGAAGCACAGAGCUACAUUUAUAUCCGAAGCGUUUGGGGCUUUGAUUUGGUCAUGUCAUCUAUUUUCCAUUUCCAAGAGUGUGUCCUCCAUUUCCAACCUUCUGCCCAGGAGGGAUUCCAAAAAGGUCCUCCAUUUGGAACAGGACUGAGAAGCAUGGAUUUACACUUAUAUCUGAAGUGUUUUGAGCUAUGAUUUGGUCAUCUCCUCUCUUCUCCUUUUCCAGGACUGUGCCCUACAUUUCCACCUUUUCAGGAGGAAUUUCCAAAAGUCUAGAAAUUCAUGACUAAGCAUGGAUUAAUAUUUAUAUUGAUGUUUUGGCAUCUCUUUUUGGUCAUCUCCUCUCCUCUCCUUUCCCAGGACUGUUUCCUCCAUUUCCAGCCUUCUGUCCAGGAGGAAUUUCCAAAAUCCUAAAAAAUUCCUGACUAAGAAGCACGGAUUUACAUUCAUAUUGGUGUUUUGACCUUUGAUUUGGUCUUGUCCUCUAUUUUCCUUUUCCAAGACAGUCUCCUGCAUUUCCAGCCUUCUCUCCAGGAGGAAUUUCCCAAAGGUUCUCCUCUUUGAGCAUGACUAAGAAGCACACAUUUACAUCCAUAUUCAUGUUUUUGUGUCAUCUAUUUUCUUUUUCUAGUCCAGGAAGAACUUCCAAAAUGGCCUCCAUUCUGAAGAGGACUAAGGAGUAAGGAUUUCUAUUGGUGUUCUUAGCUUUUCUUUGGUAAUGUCCUACAUUUUUCUUGAAUGCCCUACGUUCUGCGGUGCCUUGCCCUCCUCAGUGACCUCCUGGGUGGAGUCCUAGGACAUCUGGUCACCCUGUCCUUCAUGGAGGGGGCUACCCUGCUGAGCAAUGCCUCCGGGCCGAGGGGGUCCAAUGAGAGCAGUGGCAUCAUUGGGGGGCCAGCAUCAGGACCUUCAGGAGUCUGGUCUGGGGCAGCAGUGCUCCUCCUGCUCCUCUUUGCCCUCUCGGCCUUGGGCAACAGUGCUGUGGUUGGGGUGAUCGCCCGCCACCCUCCACUCCGGACUGUCACCAAUGCCUUCGUCCUCUCCCUGGCAGUGGCUGAGCUGUUGGCAGCCCUCUUGUGCCUCCCGCCAGCCUUCCUGGGUCUCCUCCUCAGAGGCACCUGGCUCCUGGGGCCUCGGCUCUGCCUGGCCAGUGCCACCCUCCAUGCUGCCUUGGGUGCCGCCGCCACCCUCACCAUGGCCCUCCUGGCCUUCGACCGCUAUUGCGCCAUUGUCCGACAGCCCCGACACAAGAUGGGACGAAGACGUGCUGCACAACUCCUGGCUGCCGUCUGGCUGGCCUCCUUAGGAUCCUCUGGUCCCUGGUACCUACUGGCCCAAGAGGACUGGUAUGAGGACCAGCAGGUGGCAACAGUGGCAGAGAUAUCACCCAGAGUGCUUCCCGGUAGUGCCAUCCCUGCUGCAGCCUACCACUGCAUGUACGUCCUGCCAUGGGGCUCCUCCCGGCUAGGACCCCCCUACGGGGCGGCCUUGAUCAUCUUCUGCUACCUGCUGCCCUUUGCCCUCAUGUGCUUCUGCCACUACCACAUUUGCCGGGCUGUGCGGCUCUCCGAGAGCCGCGUGAGGCCCCUCACCACCUACGGCCACUUGCUCCGCUUCUAUGGCGAGAUGCGGACAGCCACCACCGUCCUCAUCAUGAUCGUCUCCAUCAUCUGCUGCUGGGGACCCUACUGUAUCCUGGGUCUGGCUGCGGCUCUGGGGCGUCUCUCCUUGUCGCCCACUGUGGAUGCUGCGGCCAGCUGGAUGGCCUGGGCCAACGGGGCCAUCAACCCUCUCAUCUACGCCGCCCGUAACCCCAACAUCUCCCUACUUCUGGGCCGUAGCCGGGAAGGGGGUUAUCGGACUAGGAACAACAACGUGGCCGCCUACCUGGCUGCCACUCAGGGACGCCACUUUGAUGCCAAGAGCAGAGCAGAGCGCUAUGCCAGCCACAGUGGGGUCACUGUUGGGAGCACCCUGACUUCUUCCAGCCCAGCCAGCGGAGAGGAGUUGGCCACAUGGGCCUGUAAAAACCCUGCCAUCCUCUUCUGCCGCGAUGGGAGGCCCGGCGUGGCUUCUGACAUCUGUACGCAGCCCAAAUUGGACACUCUUGAUACCAGCCUUUGAGACAAAAUGGCGUCAUGUGAGGGAGCAGGAAAUCUACCAAUUCUGAAACAAUUCUCCAAAACCUCAUCCACAGAGGAAAAAGAAAACCCAGACCACCUACUAGUGAGUGUGGGUGCAUGCCCGCAUGUAUAGCAUUGUUCCAGUUUGAUACCACUUCAACUGCUACUGCACCAUCCUGUGGAAUCAUGGAAUCUGUAGUUCAGUGAGGGGCUUAGAACAUGUCAGUCCAUUGGCUCUACCUUUAGUACUGUUGUUGCUGUGUGCUUUCAAGUCGUUUCUGAGUUAUGGUGACUCCGAAGCGAAGCUAUCAUGAGGUUUUCUUGGCAUGUUUCUUCUGCUGAAUUCUGCUGCUAUAAGUUUGCAAAAUAUGUUUAAGUGGAAAAGAAGGAAUUGGGUUGCAUGUUAGUAGGGAUGACGCAGGCACUGUGUAAUCGGUGCUUGGCCAAACUACAGUAUUCUGAAUACAGUAUCACCUAACAGUGACGUUUGCUAUAAGCCAAGUUCAUGAUGCGGGAAUAGAGUUUCCACAGUGGUGGACUGCUGCUGUUUUCAAUGUUUGGUUGGGCACUGGGAGGUUUUUAAG
This is a messenger RNA of Sceloporus undulatus (fence lizard), 3038 nucleotides long. RefSeq names its product G protein-coupled receptor 135 (gene GPR135). Gene Ontology annotation, biological process: G protein-coupled receptor signaling pathway. Gene Ontology annotation, cellular component: membrane. Gene Ontology annotation, molecular function: G protein-coupled receptor activity. Lineage: Eukaryota; Metazoa; Chordata; Lepidosauria; Squamata; Phrynosomatidae. The coding region runs from base 1070 to 2455 and encodes 461 amino acids. The transcript has a single exon. The record is from RefSeq and is a predicted model, not a curated record.